CCGCCCUCCCCAAGCGAGGAGCCGCCGGGUCGCCAGAGGCCGCGCCAGCUUACCCGCCCCGGGCCAGCGCGGGCGCUGGGGCCUCGGAGGCGGGGAGAUGGCCGCCGCGCACCCAGUGGCGAGGCUAGCGGCCUCCAGUUUCCACACCCCUGUCAAUCCCAACACCGGUGCGCGGGUCGCCCAGUACGAACGCGAAGACCCUUUGCAGACCCUGGCGGCGGUGGCGCAGAUCCUGAAGGAGGAAGAGUUGGAGAAAGCGGAGCAGCCCGCGGGGGCGUCGGCUGAUUUUAACACCAGCUUUACUGAGGUGAAUGGGCAUACACCGAUAAACUAUGAAGACUUUGUGAACUUUUCUGAUAUGUACCACUCUAAUGAAGAGUAUUUCAAGAAACUAGAGGAGCUGAAGGCUGCCCACAUAGAAACUAUGGCAAAAUUAGAGAAAAUGUACCAAGAUAAAUUAAACUUAAAGGAAGUUGAGCCAGUGAUCAUCAGGGAAGAUGGUCUUAGUGUCUCUUCUGGAUCUAUAUCAGAAAAGAACUCGUAUCAUCCUGUUUCAUUAAUGGCAUCACUUUCAGAACCUGAGUUAGGCCGGUCUUCCUCCUUGUAUACGUCUUCCUCUGAGGAGGAGCUACCCAACUUAGAAAAAGAGUAUCCUAGGAGAAACAGAAUGAUGACCUAUGCUAAGGAGCUCAUCAACAACAUGUGGACAAACUUUUGUGUGGAAGAUUAUAUUCAAUGUAAAGAUACUGACUUCCAACCAGUUGAAAAAACAAGGAAGAAACCAAAAGAGUGGGUGCCCAUGAUUACAGUACCCGAACCUUUUCAAAUGAUGAUUAGAGAACAGAGGAAAAAAGAGGAGUCCAUGAAAUCCAGAUCAGAUCUUGAAAUGGUACAAAAACUGCUCAAAAAACAAGAAGAAGAUUCAGAGUGUAAGAAGAAAUUCCGAGCCAACCCAGUUCCUGCAUUUGUCUUUCUCCCCCUUUAUCAGGAUUUAGUCAAGCAAAAGGAAGAACAGAGGAGGUCACUGAAGGAGAAAAACAAAGAAGCUCUUUUGGCCUCACAAAAGCCAUUUAAGUUUAUUGCAAGGGAGGAACAGAAGCAAGCAGCCCGGGAAAAGCAGCUGAGAGACUUUUUUAAGUCUAAAAAGAAAUCAAAUCGAUUUAAAGCCAGACCCAUACCUCGAUCUGUUUAUGGUUCACCUACCAAUGACAAGCUGAAAGAAGAAGAACUCUAUAGAAAAGUUAGGACACAGCUGAGGGCCCAAGAGCGUUUACAGAAUUCGUCCCCUCUGCCCUGUAGGCCAGCUUGCAGACGCAGAAACCCCAAGUUUCCUGAACAGACUAUAAAGUCGAAGCGUAAACACAAGGUUGGAUCCCAGACUCCUGAUUUUGAAGACCUUCCUGAGAGAGAGCAGAAACACCUCUCAGAACACAAGUGUCCAAAACUCUUAACAGUCUGUAAACCAUUUGAUUUUCGUGCAUCUUCACGUGCAGCUACUAAAAGAGAAAAAAUUUUGGCAGACAUUGAAGCAGAUGAAGAAAAUUUAAAGGAAACACGGUGGCCUUAUUUGUCUCCAAGGCGUAAGUCACCAGUAAAAAGUGCAAAUGCAAAGCCUGUUUGUAACUGCAACCCUCCAGUGGCCACAGUAUCUUCCAGAGCACGAGAACAAGCCAUAAGGAGAUCACUUGAGGAAAAGAAAAUGUUGGAAGAAGAGAGAAAUCGGAUCCUAACUAAGCAGAAGCGAAGAAUGAAAGAAUUGCAGAAACUACUGACAAGCCGGGCUAAGGCUUAUGACUCACAUCAAAGUUUAGCUCAAAUAUCUAAAUCCAGAGUAAAAUAUCUCAGAAAAAGUGAAAAGGAAAGAAUGAGAGAAUACCGACGAGAACUAGAAGAAAGAGAAGAAAAAUUAAAACAGAGGCCACUACUAUUUGAAAGAGUUGCUCAGAAAAAUGCAAGAAUGGCAGCAGAAAAGCAUUAUUCUAACACCCUAAAAGCAGUAGGAAUAUCUGAUGAGUUUGUUUCAAAGAAAGGCCAAAGUGGAAAAGUACUUGAGUAUUUCAACAAUCAAGAGACGAAAAGUGUCACUGAAGAUAACGAAAGCUUUGAUGAAGAAGAAAAACUAGAAGAAAGAGAGGAUGGGAAAGAAAAUUAUUUUAUUGAUGCCAACAGCCAGGAUUCUUGCAAGGAAAAAGAUGAAACCGAUGAAGAAAGUGGAGACAAGAAAUCUGUUGAAGAAUCAAACUGAAUCAGCAAGGUCUCCUUUCUGUGCCCUGCUGUUGUUCACAGCAUCUCAUUUGUGAUGUUUCAAACAUCUAUGGGGACAUCCCUGAUACGUGCGGGGCUGUUGAGCAAGGUAGCCUGGAAAGGCUGAAUCCGACUGAUUGGUCAUUUGGUCAGUUAGAGUAAGGCGUUGCCUAUUCUAAAAAUCUCUGCAUGUGGUCUUAUUGCAACUGUGGUUUACUUGUAUUUUUAAAAAGUAUUUGAGAAUCACAGCAAUCGUAAACUGACUACUUAUAAAAAUAUACAUUAUUUUAUAAUUUUUGGUGGGAAAAAUGGCUUAGUAUUGAAAGCAGAGAAAAGUGUUGGCCUUUGGUGAUUUUUUUUUUUUUUUAACAUUUCUGGGAAGCAUGAGUCAAUAAAUAUUUUCAAUUAUA
This is a messenger RNA of Carlito syrichta (Philippine tarsier), 2654 nucleotides long. It is a transcript of the gene FAM161A, whose product is annotated as family with sequence similarity 161 member A. Gene Ontology annotation, biological process: cilium organization. Bases 98 to 2245 code for a protein of 715 amino acids. The record is from RefSeq and is a predicted model, not a curated record. Lineage: Eukaryota; Metazoa; Chordata; Mammalia; Primates; Tarsiidae. Gene Ontology annotation, cellular component: ciliary basal body; cilium; photoreceptor connecting cilium. The transcript has 7 exons.